Macadamia integrifolia is the source of this 1469-nucleotide messenger RNA. RefSeq names its product S-adenosyl-L-methionine:benzoic acid/salicylic acid carboxyl methyltransferase 1-like. Gene Ontology annotation, biological process: methylation. The transcript is spliced from 4 exons. The record is from RefSeq and is a predicted model, not a curated record. Bases 104 to 1198 code for a protein of 364 amino acids. Lineage: Eukaryota; Viridiplantae; Streptophyta; Magnoliopsida; Proteales; Proteaceae. Gene Ontology annotation, molecular function: S-adenosylmethionine-dependent methyltransferase activity.
CAUAGUUUCCAAUGUCCAAGCCUAUACUUAGUUACCUAGCUACCAACCUUAGCUUGCUGAGAUCUAUUUGGAAUUUGUGCACUUUGCUCACACUUGGGAAGACAUGGAAGUCCAACAAGUUCUUCACAUGAAUUGGGGUAAUGGAGAGACUAGCUAUGCUAGUAACUCCAAUCUUCAAAAAUUAGUGAUAACCAAGGCAAAAUCAAUGGUGAUUGAGAGCAUUUCAGAUUUGUAUACCACUAACUUUCCUCGAUGUUUAAGGAUAGCAGAUUUGGGGUGCUCUUCAGGACCCAACACCCUACUGGUGAUCUCAGAGAUCAUUGAGGCUAUUGAUGAAACAUGUCAUCAGUUAAAACGUAAUACACCUGAAUUCCAAGUGUUCCUCAAUGAUCUACCAAGUAAUGACUUCAACAACAUUUUCAAGACCUUGCCAGCCUUCUAUAAACAACUAAAGGAGGAGAAGGGUGAAAAGUUUGGGCCGUGUUCCAUCACAGGAUUACCCGGUUCUUUCUAUGACAGGCUAUUUCCAAGCAGUUCCAUAGACUUCCAUCAUUCCUCUUAUAGUGUUCAUUGGCUCUCACAGGUUCCUCUAACACUUGAAAGUAACAAGGGGAAUAUUUACUUGGCAAGGACGACUCCUCCUAGUGUGCUCAAAGCAUACUUAGAGCAAUUUCAAAAGGAUUACUCCUUAUUUCUUAGCCUACGGUCCAAGGAAAUAACACCAGGAGGGCGAAUGGUUAUAACAAUGUUAGGCAGGAGAAGUGAAGAUCCCUUCAGCAAAGAGGGUUACUUUUGGGAGCUCUUGUCUAAGUCACUAAAUGACUUGGUCUCAGAGGGUCUCAUUGAAGAAGCUCAAGUGGAUUCAUUCAAUUUGCCUUUUUAUAUGCCUUCUCGUAAGGAGUUAGAGGAUGUAGUUUGUGCGGAAGGAUCGUUUUAUCUUGAUCAACUAGAUAUCUUUGAUGCCAAUUGGGAUGGGAGUGAUGAUGAUGACAACAAAAGCUUCAUGUUCGAUAGAUUUAUAAGUGGGAAGAAAGUGGUAAAGAAUAUAAGAGCUGUGGCUGAACCCUUGAUUGUUUGUCACUUUGGGGAUGCUAUAAUUGAUAUUUUGUUCAGUAGGUACAUGGAUUAUGUCAGCGAGCACCUCUCAAAGGAGGAGGGUAAGUGUGUUAAUUUUGUCAUUUCCAUGCGAGGGAAAUGAAUGAAGAGGGUUAAAAUGUUACUCUAUUAAUUUCUAUCAGAAUUAAGUAAUAAGGAUGUAUUUUACCAAAAAGAAAUAGUAAUAAGGAUAUAUUUAUGCUUUAGCUGCCACUAGGUAGCCAACCUUCUGUGUGCUGAAAGAAAAUGUAAUGGUCCAAAUCCACCUUUUCAAUAUAUGAUGUUGCGAUUUUGGAGGCCGAUUUUUGGCAAGUCCUUAAUCUGCUAUACGUGCAUGUAUUUGCAGAUUAGUCUAUAUAUUUUUAUUUCCUUUC